Messenger RNA from Globicephala melas (long-finned pilot whale), 846 nucleotides. RefSeq names its product spermatogenesis associated 25 (gene SPATA25). Lineage: Eukaryota; Metazoa; Chordata; Mammalia; Artiodactyla; Delphinidae. The record is from RefSeq and is a predicted model, not a curated record. Gene Ontology annotation, biological process: spermatogenesis.
AUGUCCUAUUUCAUGUCUCCACAAACUCAUCCAGGUCUUCCGCCUUCCGGCCAAGGUGGGGCUGCUUCUCUGGGCUCAUCCCUUGGCCUCUAUAGUCCUGUAGAGCCAGUGGUGGUGGCCUCUGGUGGACAAGGCCCACUGAGCCAGAAAGCUGAGCAGGCGACACCAGUGCCUGAAGUGCCAGAAGCCAGGGGCUGCCCUGGGGGGGCUCGCUGGGAGCCACUGCAGCGGAAGGAGUACAGCCGGAACUGCCACAAAUUCCCCCACGCGAGGCAGCCGGAGCGCCUUGGCUGGGAGGAUGGCUGCUCCAGAAGCAGAGCUCCCUACCUGGGCAGCCCCAGCAGGCCUGGGCCCCUGCUGCUGUGUGGGCUGCCCUCUGAGACAGGAGGGAAGGAGGCUGGGCCCCAGCCCGACAUCUGCAUCCUUACCUUGGCCAUGAUGAUCGCUGGCAUCCCCACCGUGCCUGUCCCAGGCCUACGGGAAGAGGACCUGAUCCGGGCAGCUCAAGCUUUCAUGAUGGCCCAUCUGGAGCCAGCGGGGGCUGUGGAGGGGGCACGGUGGCCCUAGUGAGAUCCCGGAGGGGCCAGCCUCCUGGCUCCUGCUUGUAGCGGGAUGAAAUAGCACCAGACACAUAGGGUGGCUUCUCCGUAUGGUUUUUGGGCAGGCAGGGUUGGUGGGUGUCUAUGGCAGGGAUGCGGAUAGGGUGGUGGUUUGAGCCAUUCUAACAAACACCAGCGCAUCAGGGCCCGGACCCCAGGAAGUUUCCAGAAACCGUUAAGCCAUGCCAUAGGUCUUGUCAGAUUGGUUACAAUAAAAAUUACCAAGGUAGGAGGCCCUGCUUGGAGA